Oryzias latipes (Japanese medaka) is the source of this 3265-nucleotide messenger RNA. It is a transcript of the gene tank, whose product is annotated as TRAF family member-associated NFKB activator. Lineage: Eukaryota; Metazoa; Chordata; Actinopteri; Beloniformes; Adrianichthyidae. The record is from RefSeq and is a predicted model, not a curated record. Gene Ontology annotation, biological process: negative regulation of canonical NF-kappaB signal transduction.
AGAGCAGGGGAUUCCCCGAGGGAAGUUCCCAACUCCAAAGGGCUAUGUAAAACACAGUGUGCCAUAUCCUCUCUAGCGCUCGCUAACUUUGCAUCUCAGUGUUAAGCGGCGCCGCUGCGGUGGUGUCAAAACAACAAACUUCAAAAAGCAACUCGAAUGAAGGUAAAGGAAGGCUCGUUCUGGCCGUUUUUCACUCGCCUUGUUGGUUUUUUGGGGUGCCUCCAUUCCCAGUGUAGCUGUCAGUUCGAAGAACACGGAACUACUACCCGGAGAACUUUUUCAUGACACUUUGAAGUGAACCUCCUCUUCCUCGGGAGGACUUGGGUGCUGCUGCUGCUGCUGUGGUGAGGCGUCCCUGGCAGAUGAGUGGGACUCACAAUUAUGGACGUCGCCUGAAUAAUUGAUGAAGAGCUCAUAAGGAAGACUGCCUCAUCCUCCUCAGUUUUGUAAUGCAGCCGCUCAAAACGUCUGUUGCAACAGGCUCAUGUCUGCUGUGUCAGUGAUGAUCCUGGGGCACGCGGCAUGGAUAGGAACAUUGGGGACCAGCUCAACAAAGCUUUUGAAGCUUAUCGCCAGGUCUCCAUCGAAAAGGACAAUGCUAAAAAGGAGUUACAGAAAAUGUCAGAAUAUUACGAGCGAUACACUCAAGGACUUCAAAAGAAGAUAGAGGACCAGCAGAGGCAGAUCUCUGAACUUACAGCUAAACUCUCAGCAAUGAGGCAGCCCUCAGGAGAGAUGAAAUGUGAGCCUUGCAACCAACUCCUGGAAGGGGCCAGCACUUACAAAACAGUGCAGUUCCCGGAGAAAAUUGGCUCUGUAGCUGUUGCUCCUAAUUUACCAGUCAGCGGCAGCGUUGAUUAUCAGGAGAUGCUCGAAGCAUUUGAGGCCGUUCAAGGCAAAUUCCGACAGAUCCGGUCUCUCACCAGAAGGCAAAAAGACCACCUGAAAAGAUUCCAUGGAGGAAGCGAGGCGUCAAACGAUCAGCGGUUCUCCAUGCCCAUCCAGUGCACAGACCGAACCGCAGAGGCAGAAAGAGCCUUCCCCUCAGCUUUAAGGUCUGACAUCCCUCACCUGCACCCAUCUCUGGCGUCCCGUGGCGCCAACCAGGAGGAGCGGGACUUGGUAGACUCUCUCACCAAACUCAGUGUCAAAUUCCCACCCUCAGCAGACAGUGAAUACGACUUCCUAAACAGUUCUCCGGAUAGAAAGAUUGGGCUGGCUAUGCCCAUGGAGCGGCCUCUGGGGAGCGUCUCUCCAACACUGACAGAGGAGGAGCCUGUGGAACUGCCCAUACCUUUUGUCUACCAAACAUCCCCCACCCACUCAGCAUCAUCCUCACCCUCCCAGGAGAGCGUGCGGGGACCCCAGCAGCCUCUCUGGAGCCCCGAGCUGUGUGAUGCAGUUGAUGUGAGGGCGGAGCUGGCGACAGCUUCAAGCAGCAGCAGCAGCAGCAGCAGCAGCCCGGAUAAAUGCGCUUUCUGCCAUGCCGUGGUUCCUCAGGACCGAAUGAACAGCCACCUCUACUCGCACUGCUCCCCUAAAACUGAGGCUGACAAUUGACAGCGGAAGAGGCGAGCGACUGGCAAAGCUCCCAGCCACUUCCAGACUUUGACUGUCGUUCAUGGCCGAGACCCGCCCGCCGUGAAGUCCGAGCGCUGUACAGGAUUUGACACUUCAACAAGACUUGAAUGCAUUUAUUUAAUAUAAAAAAGUAAAUAAAGUGGUACACUUUCUUGACCUUAAUGAUUUUCAAAAAAUACAAAAAAUUGUUUCAAUGGUCCAAACACACGCACUCAUAUUUAUUUAUAUUCUUUUCUUUUAAAGAAUCAUUAAUUAAAGGUAACGUAAAGAUUUACACACACACACUUAAAAUGUAGACUCAAAGAAUGACCAUAUGUUAGGUACUCCGAAUGCCAACAGUAACCCAUUAUUCAGUAAGAGAGCAGAUGCUUUGCUGUGAGUGAAGUUAUAGCCUUAUCAUUUGCAGCAUUAAGCAGCAUUUAGGUUGACUAAUUUAUUUAAAUAGCUAUGGGAAGAUAAGUGGUACAGCUCGCAAUUAGUACAGUCGACGUGUGCCAGCUUUAAAUUAUAUAUCCUACAAAAAUGAUGGAAAUCUAUAACAGACUUGAAGUGUUCGGCACUAAACAGUAAAGCAGUGCUAACCGUGGUUUGUAAAUUGGCUGUACACUGUGAAAAGUACACAUUUUUGCAGUCUGUGAGCCACCUGUCAAUUGACUAAACCUAAUUUUUACUUCUUUUUUUUUUCUUUUUAAACCAACGGCGCUAGCUAUUGUUUUUUUCUUCGUUUAUUCACACUUUCACAGAAAUGGCGGAGACUUUCACCACUCUGAAGAUGUUAAAGGAAGCGGGGAAUCUCUGUGUUGGAACACUGUUGUGCAUUGGGGGCCUUGCAGACCUCCGGCUCGAGUUUGGUAACACUUGCACUGGCUAGAUGAGCUGGUGUGAACGUUGCAAACAAAUGAUUAUUAUUUUUUUCACAAUUACUGACUAUUAGAAGACACUUUUAACAAUCAAAUGUAAUGAAUUGAUUUGUUAUUUCAAGUUGAAGGAGUUUUUCUUUGUCUUAUAGCUUUCCCCCUGCAUGUUUCAAACAGCUCAGAAGUGUCUUGGAAUAUGUGAUAACGCAAUCAACUAUUCUCAACCAAUGAGUCAUUAGACUAACACGCAGGAUUCAAACACAACACAUCAUCUGCACAGCAGAAAAGAGUGAAAAUACACGCCAUUUGGUGUACAUGCGAAGGUGACUACUACAUAUUGAUGUAUUGUAACGUGUCAAACAAAAAUGUGUGUUUAUUUUGGAUUGACAUGAACCACAUAAGUCUACGUUUUGCAUCAAAUCAUGAACACUAGGGGGAAAAAAUGAUACGCAAUUUUUUUUACAUUUUUGAUUUUGGCAGAUAGAUAUCCCUAAUGAUCCUGUCUGCUUAAUCUGUGAACAGUUGAACAUUGUGCAGCCUGCAUGCUUUUCUCUCUGGGAUCAUGAACAGCUGCUCGCUCAUAAUUAUGUUGUCAUUGGUUGUUAUUUGGAAGAGGAAUCUCAUGCUGACAGCUAGAAUUUUUUUAUGUAUUUCCUUACGCUACAUUCAUUCACUUCUGUAGUGGAAACUGGAACUGCACAUUACCUUUGCUGUCUUUUUUUGUAAAAAAAAAAAAAUCAGCUUUCUUCUUGGGACAUUUCGGGCGACCAGAUUUGAAAUAUAUUUAAAAGCAAUAUAAAAAUCUAAGGUGGGACCCAAAAAAAAAA